Molecule: messenger RNA, 3006 nt
Organism: Cuscuta epithymum
Lineage: Eukaryota; Viridiplantae; Streptophyta; Magnoliopsida; Solanales; Convolvulaceae
Source: the annotation of a GenBank genome assembly
AGCCCGCCAUUUUUGCGACUUCUUCGCAACUUCGCGAGUCGGUGGACCGUGGACGGUGUCACGGUGGUCCGUUAACCCGUCGGACGGUCAGCACACGGCGGCAAGGUUGUCGGCAGCCCGCUUGGCGCUUAUCACUCAUUCACUCUCGCCUCUCAUCUCUCAUUCUCUCCAGAGCUCGACUGCUCCAGACUCCAGUGCUCAGCCAGCCAUUUUUGCUCUUCCUCGCCCGGCCGCUUUGCCUUGCAAAAUGUUGUGCAUAUGGUCAUUCGGUCAUUCUUCUCGACUUGGUCAUCUGUAAUCAUGAAUACUCAAGCCAGAGCUAACGUAAAUUCUCUCAACAUUCAAAAAUUUAUCCAAAUUCAGAAAAACCUUUCAAAACCAACUCCAAAGCUUUGGCCUAAUGACCCCAUUUCCAACCCAGAAGAUAAAGGAGCGUGCAUGUCAUGGCGAAGCAAUCCCAUCUUGCUCAAGCUAGACAAAAUCAAACCCACACUCCAACAGUUAAACCAAGUUCAUGCCCAGCUCAUUGUCUCUGGAAUCUUUCAGCACCCCAUGCCCUUGGGCCGGCUUGUGAAAAAGCUCUGUUCUUCGAAAGCCACACUUCCUGAUGCUGCUACGCUCUUUGGCUAUAUUGAACAGCCUGAUGCUUUUAUGUGCAAUACAAUCAUGAGAGGUUAUGCAAGUUUUGAUGAGCCCGGAACUGCUUUAGCAUUUUACUUUCAUAAAAUGGUUAAAGAAGGGAUCUUUCCGAAUAAAUAUACAUUCCCGGUGUUAUUGAAUGCCUGUGCUGAUAUGUGUUCACUAAGAGAGGGUGAGAAGGUUCACGCCAAUGUAGUGAAGCAUGGAUUCGAGUUGGAUUUGUAUAUUAGAAACACUAUGAUUCAUAUGUAUGCGGUGUGUAGGAGGGUUGGAGAUGCAAGGAAGGUAUUUGAUAUGAGUCCCGAAUCAGAUUUAGUUACUUGGAACACUAUGAUAGAUGGCUAUGUUAAAAAUGGGGAGGUGGGGUUUGCCCAUCAGGUGUUUGAUACAAUGCCUGAGAGAGAUGUUUUCAGUUGGAACAUAAUGAUUUCGGGUUAUGUUGGGAUUGGGGAUCUAGACACUGCAAAGCAGUUGUUUGAUAAUAUGCCUUCCAGAGACAUUGUUUCUUGGAAUACUUUGAUUGUUGGGUAUUCUCAAAUAGGAGAUGUCAUUUCUGCUCGAUCAUUGUUUGAUCAGAUGGGUUGCUUCCGUGAUGUUGUUUCAUGGAAUUCUAUGAUGGCUCUAUAUGUGAGGAUAAAGGACUGCAACGAGUGUUUGAGAUUGUUUGAUAUAAUGAUGGGAGGAGGAGGAGUUAAGCCAAACGAGGCCACCUUAGUGAGUGUCUUGACUGCUUGUGCACACAUGGGGAGGUUAGACAUAGGGGAAAAGAUUCAUUUCUAUAUCAACAGUAACAGGCAAAAAAUAAAACCUGAUAUUUUGCUGUCAACCGCCGUUUUAACGAUGUACUCGAAAUGCGGGGCAGUGGAUCUGGCCAAGCAAGUUUUUGAUGAGAUGCCAGAGAAGAGUGUCGUGACAUGGAAUUCUAUGAUAAUGGGGUAUGGAAUACAUGGCAAGGGUGAGAAAGCUCUUGAAAUGUUUUUGGAUAUGGGAAGGUGUGGAAUGAUGCCAAAUGGUGCUACUUUUGUGUGUGUUUUGAGUGCUUGUGUUCAUGCCAAGAUGUUAGUAGAGGGUUGGUGGUGCUUCAAUUUGAUGCUCAGAGUCUACAUGAUUGAACCCACGGAUGAUCAUUUUGGAUGCAUGGUUGAUCUCCUUGGACGGUCUCGUUUGCUGAAGAAUGAUUCUGAUAUCUUUCCCCUCACGGAGUUGGGUUCUACACUUUGGGGUUCCUUACUGUCAGAUUGUGGGACCCAUUUAAAUACAGAGCUUGGUGCUAUCAUGGCUAGGGAGUUGAUCAAAUUGAAGCCAGAUGACAUCGGACCAUAUCUACUGCUAACUUAUAUAUAUGCUGUAAAAGGGAGAUGGGUGGAUGUUGAGAAUGUUAGAAAUAUGAUGGCUGAUGCAGGAAUAGAGAAUGCCAAAGAUUUAUCCAAUGAAUCUUUCCACAGAAAGAGUGUGUUGUACUCUAUGCUUGCUGAUAUUGGGGCUGAAAUGAAAUUGACAUGCCGUGAAGCUCUUAUGUAAAUCAUCCUACAUAAUUGCAGUACUUUUUCCUGCUGAAGGAUUCAUCACAUGUCGGCCGCAAGAUUUCCAUCGCUCAAUGUACGGCUCAGGUCAUUUUUCGGUUUAUCGCUUGGCAGUUCCAUCUCUUCCCAUUUUUCGGUCUCUCCAGUACUCAUUUGUUGAUGACCUAAACCCUUUCACUCCUUCCUUCUCUCAUUGAAAAAAUUCAGUUCAGAAUUUCAGACCUACUCUCAGUCGCUUUUUUUCGAUGGAUUAUCCAGAUCAGUUCGGCCAUAGCACAGCUUAAAUGACUUCUCAGGGUUUGAUUCUCAUACUCGCCGGGAUGUACCCUUUUCAAAAUUGGAUUCAUAUUAAGAAGAUAAACAAGUGACUGAUUGGGUAUCUAAGUUUUCAAUGGGGCUUCAUUUUGUUAGAUAUUUCACAUUGGAAGAAGCUGGAGCCGGUAUCAAAAUAAUGGACUAAUAAAUUAACAUUACUACUUUACAAGGAAAAAAGAGUUUCUAUAUAACAUUGAUGUUUGAUUUCUACAUGUAACACAUUGGGCCACCCCCCCUCUCACCGUGGUUGACUCUCUUUCUCACUUCAUCGCCCUCAGAUUUUUCACUAAGGUAUGGCUGGGGUGCAUAUUUACCAACUCAUCUAGACAAUCACCAGUUCACCACCACAUUAAAGAAGGAUUUAUCAAGUGACUAUGUUGUGUGGCAUCAAUUUUUUGAAAAUUCAUAAUGCAAAAUGUAUAUUGUACUUAUUUUUAUGAGAACAGUUUUGAAGUACAUUGUUACUAUUGUUAUGCUAUAAUAAGGAAACUUUUGUCAUUAAUAAAUGAUAUAUAAUCCAUUUUCAGUA